AUGGAAGACAAGUUUGAUGAAGGUCCGCGCAACUACAACGAUGAGUCAAGUGCCGUUGAGUUUGAUGAUCAAGACGAGGACGAAGAAAAAGAAGAAGGUAAAACUGACGACGACAUGGACUCGAGCGACGAUGACAACGAAGACACCAGGUCUUCAAAGAGCAACAUCAAGAGACACACGCGCACUCAAUCACUUGAGAAAGCUACCGUCAUUCCAAGUCCCAAGCAAAGAACGUACAGAGGUCCGUCGCUUGAGCAUGUGUCAGCGGCUGCAAUGGAUUUUGAAGCAGCCUACAUCGUUGAUUCAGUGGGGGAAACGCCGACUACAUUCAAGUCGGCGAUGGAAUCAAGCGACUCCGGCAAGUGGAAAGAAGCGUGUGACUCGGAGUUUGACUCGCUUCAGAGAAACGACACGUGGGAAAUCGUGCCUCUUCCGAAAGGUCGCAAGGCCAUCGGGUGCCGAUGGGUUUUUCGUGUAAAGGAGAAUCAAGAUGGCGAAGUUGAACGUUUCAAGGCAAGACUUGUGGCCAAAGGAUUCUCACAGAAAUUCGGAGUUGACUAUGAAGAAACUUUCGCACCGGUGGCCAAGUUCACAUCGAUUCGUGUGGUGCUCAGUAUGGCGGCCAAGUACGGCCUAAUGCUACAUCAGAUGGACGUCAAGACAGCGUUUCUUAACGGCUCCCUCAACGAAGACAUCUACAUGGACCAGCCGGACGGAUACCUGGAUGCAACACAGCCGGACUAUGUGUGCAAGCUAAAGAUAUCACUCUACGGCUUGAAGCAAUCGCCUCGCAUGUGGAACCAAACAAUCGAUGGGUUCAUGAUCAAGAUGGGAUUCAAGAAGUGCGAAUCGGACCACUGCAUCUACAUCAAGCGAGACGACCAAGACAUGAUUAUCGUGGUGCUCUACGUCGAUGAUCUCAUCCUGGCCAGCAGCAACAACGAACUCCUCAAGUCGACCAAGAUGGCGCUGAGCAAACGCUUCGAAAUGACGGAUCUCGGUGAGCUCGAUUACUUUCUUGGCAUGGAGAUCAAGAACGACCGUAAGACGGGAAUGGUGACUGUGCAACAAACCAUGUUUCUCAAGUCCGUGUUGACCAAGUUCGGAAUGGAUAACAGCAAGCCAGUGAAGACGCCUCAAGAUCCCGGCCUGAAGCUAACCAAGAACAUGUGUGAACAAGAAUGCAAGCACGAAGACACCAUGUGCAACGUGCCAUAUCGAAGUGCUGUCGGAGGCAUCAUGUAUCUCAUGGUCGCCACACGUCCGGAUCUAGCUGCUGCAGUGGGAUCAUUAUCCCAGUUCUCGUCCGACCCAUGCCCGACUCACUGGCAAGCUUUGAAGCGUGUGCUGAGAUACCUGCAAGCAACGCCCAAUCAUGGUCUUGAGUUUACACGUGAAGAAGGAAGCCGUAUCUGCGGGUACACCGACGCAGACUGGGCCGGCGACAUUGAGUCAAGCCGAAGUACAAGCGGCUAUGUGUUCAUGAUGAACGGAGGAUGCAUCAGCUGGAAAAGCCAGAAACAACGGACGGUCGCGCUAUCUUCAACAGAAGCAGAAUACAUGGCGCUUUCCGAAGCAACCAAAGAAGCAGUAUGGCUCAAGGUGCUUUUGGGGGAACUUGGUGAGAUGACAAGCGACGAAGCGAUCAAGAUGUAUGAAGACAACCAAGGAUCAAUCGCUCUCGCCAAGAACCCGGAGUUCCAUAAGAGAACAAAACACAUCGACAUACGCUACCAUUUUGUGCGUGAGAAGGUGGAAUCAGGUGAAGUCGUUUUGGAGUAUUGCCCGACUCAAGAUAUGCUGGCAGACAUGAUGACCAAGCCGAUCGCCGCUGUACAAUUUGAAAACAUUCGCGAUCGACUUGGGAUCCAAGGUGCCGCAGCUAACGAGUCGAGAGGGAGUGUUGAAAAGACAGCGGCUGUGAAGAAGACACCUCGUCAAGCUGCGUCAAGUGUUGAAGCAAGUGGAAGACCAAGCUUCGCUAUACCGGUGGGUACCGGUAUGUACCAGUAA
Molecule: messenger RNA, 2013 nt
Organism: Peronospora matthiolae
Lineage: Eukaryota; Oomycota; Peronosporomycetes; Peronosporales; Peronosporaceae
Source: the annotation of a GenBank genome assembly